AUGACACUUGAUCGUGCUUUGGACUUCUACAACAAUUAUGCUCGAUAUGUUGGAUUUGACACCCGUAAAAAGGGAUCGAAAAAGGAAAAAGAAGUCACUACUUGGAUUUACGUGGUGUGUAGCCGAGAAGGUACGCAACAAAGAAAGAGUGAACAAUCUGAGUUGAAACGCAAGCGUUCUUCUAUUAAGUGCUAUUGCAAUGCUAAAGUGUCUUGGAAGUAUAUUAUGGGUGUUGGUUAUGUUAUACAAAGUUUCGUUGAAGAACAUAAUCACGAGAUGGUCGAGGGACGCCAUAAGCGUUUUAUGAAUUUGAACCGCAAUUUGGAUUUAGUCCAUCAGAAAUUCAUCCUCGAUUGUGCUAAUGCAAACAUUGGUCCAACUUUAAGUUUUAGCUUACUUAAAGAAGUGCUUGGUGGAUUAGAUUAUGUAGGGUGUACACUUUUAGGAGUGCGCAACUAUAGACGUGACCUUAGAGCAUACGUGGAAGGAGCUGAUGCACAGAUGUUAUUGAAUGAGAUGCGAAGGAAGAAAGAGCUGUGUAGUGCAUUUACAUAUGAGUUUGAGGUCAACUCAAAGGAUAGGCUGACACGAUUGUUUUGGUGUGAUCCUACUGCCAGAAGAAACUACCAUUUGUAUGGUGAUAUUGUGUCGUUUGAUACGACAUACUCAACCAAUAGGUAUUGUAUGAUAUUUGCUCCUUUUACGGGCAAGGAUAAUCAUGGUCGCCCUGUGACAUUUGCUGCUGGCCUUUUGUCCAAGGAAAAUGCCAACUCAUUUUCAUGGUUAUUUAACCAAUUUGUAAAGUGUAUGGGUGUGGCUCCCAAACUCAUUGUAACGGACCAAGACUUAGGAAUGAAAGUUGCUGUUGAGGAGGUCCUUGUCAAUACAAGACACCGGUGGUGUAUGCGGCACGUUAUGAAUAAAGUUGCUGACAAAUUGCCAAAGAACAUGCUUGGUAGUGAACAAUUAAAGAAGGAGUUGAAUGCAUGUGUAUGGUCAGAGUUGAUAGAGCCUGAUGCAUUUGAGGAAACUUGGCAUGCUAUAAUGGAAAGAUAUGGGUUGGCCAAUAAUGUCUGGUUUUCAUCAAUGUUUGCAACCAGAAAAUUUUGGGUUCCAGCCUUUUUUCGUGAUUUUCCGAUGAGUUCGUUGAUAAAGACAACUUCUAUAUCCGAAUCGCAGAAUAGCUUCUUCAAAAGAUUUCCGUAUCCUAACUCCAAAAAUGGAAUCCGACACACAUUCUACUUCGCACCUUCCCAACAUUGGACAACGCCAUUGAGUUUGAAAUCUCCUCUAGUUAAGGUUGUUCAUGUUGUCCAAUACCAAGAUGUAGUAACGCAUGUUUAUGUUGAUGAGAAGAAGAAGGCACAACCGAUUUUGUUGGGAGAGAUUUUGGGUUUGUACCAGGCUGUAUGUGUCGAUAUUGAUCAAAUUCAUGAGCUGACAUCUAUUGUUCGUGAAGCAAGACAAAAGAUUUUCGCCGACGGCGUAGUAACGUCUACAGCCCAGAAGAAUAAACUAAUUGAGGAAUUUUAUGGGACUGGCGCACCCCAAGAAGUAGAUGUUCAACCACCUGAAGUCGUCAGCACGAAGGGAUCUGAGAAACAGCUUAGAGUCGACAUAGACGAUGCCCUCGAUGACGUUAUUCCCGUUGCUCUGGAAAAAACAAUCAGGGAUAGGUUGGCCGAGAUAGGCCCUAGUACGUCUGGAAAUCAGGGGGAGCCGAAACACCAACAAGGGAUAACGGAUCUGUUGUUUAAUUAA
Salvia splendens (bonfire salvia) is the source of this 1761-nucleotide messenger RNA. RefSeq names its product protein FAR1-RELATED SEQUENCE 5. The record is from RefSeq and is a predicted model, not a curated record. NCBI's taxonomy places the organism in Eukaryota, Viridiplantae, Streptophyta, Magnoliopsida, Lamiales, Lamiaceae. The transcript is spliced from 5 exons. The coding region runs from base 1 to 1761 and encodes 586 amino acids.